Messenger RNA from Penicillium canariense, 1593 nucleotides. RefSeq names its product RTC4 family protein. The record is from RefSeq and is a predicted model, not a curated record. NCBI's taxonomy places the organism in Eukaryota, Fungi, Ascomycota, Eurotiomycetes, Eurotiales, Aspergillaceae. The coding region runs from base 1 to 1593 and encodes 530 amino acids. The transcript is spliced from 2 exons.
AUGCGGGCGCAUGCAAAACCCGACUCGAGCUACGCGUCGAAUCGUCUCACGAGAAACAACCAACCCAAGAGACAUCUGCUGUCGAGCUUCAACAAGGACGAGGGAGCGAGCGUUGAACCGACGGCCGAAGCGAAACCCAAUGAGCAGGAGCCUGCUAUGAACACAGUGCCCUUGUCGAGCGAUGACGAACCUUUGACCGAUCUGGACUCUGUCGAUAUUGACUAUGAAUUCGAGCCCGAGCCACAGGAAGCAGAGCUGAAGCCCGAAGACAAAAAUGAACCUGCGACGGACGCAGAUCCUCUCAGUUCCAGCGAGGACGAAUUGAAGGACGAAUUGAGUGACGAUAGCAUCGAAUUCCGGAGACCCAAUGAGAUCGUUCACACAAAGACCUUGGAGGAGAAGCUUGCAGAGGAAAGCUGGAGUGCCCCGUCGUCUGCGCGGAGGGGAGGCAUGACGAGGACCCUCAGCAACAUGAUGGGCGAUAGCGAUGAGGAUGAUUUCCUCGCCUCCUGGUCCUCCACUCAGAGCUCCAAGCGGGCCAGAACACACACAUACAAGUCAUCAACCUCAUUAUCUCGAGUUCCCAGCUUCGUCGCUCGAUCGUCCGCCACGCCUGAUAAACGCUCCCCGCAGACUAAGCUUCAGGCCCACACUGCACAGGGCAAGAAGGCGACCAAGUUGUCAGACUCCGAGCCGGAUGAUGGCUUUAAAGUUCCCAGGGAGAUUCAUGCCCCGAGUCCGCGUAAGCCACGGCCCGGAAAGAAAACAAGGAAAUCGUCGCCCGGGUUCAAAAAUCCUCCUGCUUUCUCCAUUGAUUCCAAUUCCCAUUCCUCCCUAGGGGCCUCAUCUUUCAAAGAACCGCAGUCUAAAGACCUGGAUGAUGAGGAUUCUCUCCUUUCCUCUUUAAGUUCACUCCCCAGCUCUCCAUCUUCCGAAGCCAGGGCACAACCACGCCCAGCAUUAUGUCCGAUGUGCAAGGAAGAAGUCGACCCGAACUUGCUCGAACAAUUCCUCGCUCAGCCAAAGCAACGUGUUCGCGAGCAGCAACAAUUCUGUGCAUCUCAUCAACAACAAACGGCUAAGAAGGACUGGGAGUCCCAAGGCUAUCCGGACAUUGACUGGGACACAUUCGAUGAGCGUGUACAAAAGCACUUCCCCGAGCUUGAGAAGCUUCUCAUCCCAGACUGCUCUUGUUUCUACCGCAAUAUUCUGAAUUCGACCCUGAGAAGCGGGAAAGCGCAGAACUUUCGUCUUACCCUUGCUGGCGACGGUCUUGAGACGAUGUCUUGCGGGUAUUAUGGGACAAAAGGAUCCGGGAAGAUGCUGCAAGCACUCACCGAUCGAUUCGCCUUGAAACUACGCCGAUUAGCUACAUCCGACCACAUCGUCAAGCAAGCAGGCGUCGUCGGCUACGCUCAGUCUGUCCUUGUUCCCGAGCUCGCAGUUCGUUUGGUCAAAGAGGACAUGGGAGUCAGUGAUGACACUGCGCGCCAAAUUCUCCGGGAGAGCAUUGCUCUCGGUGAGAAGCUGAAUCCUGCUCUGGACGAUGUGGUACCGAUUCCAGAUGAACUCGAAGAGUCGUUCACGGAGUAG